Sinocyclocheilus anshuiensis is the source of this 740-nucleotide messenger RNA. Its product is annotated as BTB/POZ domain-containing adapter for CUL3-mediated RhoA degradation protein 3-like. Gene Ontology annotation, cellular component: Cul3-RING ubiquitin ligase complex. NCBI's taxonomy places the organism in Eukaryota, Metazoa, Chordata, Actinopteri, Cypriniformes, Cyprinidae. Gene Ontology annotation, molecular function: protein binding; ubiquitin-protein transferase activity. The record is from RefSeq and is a predicted model, not a curated record. Gene Ontology annotation, biological process: negative regulation of Rho protein signal transduction; proteasome-mediated ubiquitin-dependent protein catabolic process; protein ubiquitination. The transcript is spliced from 4 exons. The coding region runs from base 212 to 718 and encodes 168 amino acids.
UACAAAUCGUGUUUCCGGUACAACAAGCAAGAAAGAGGAAGAAGACAGUCGUGCUGCGAGACAACAGAGGAAAAUAUGAGUUGGUGAAAAAUCACGGCAGGCUUAGUGUUAUAGAUGUAACAGUCCGCCGCGAAUACUUUAUAUUUUGUGCACCUUAUCUCGGGGACCCAGCUCAGCAGCAAAUAAGUAGUAUUUGAUUUCUACUCCCCUGAUGUCUGCCGAGGCAUCUGGUUCAUCUUGUGGGAAUGUGGUGACUGUGUCCGGUUCUGCCGCAUCAUCCUCCAGCCACGUUGGGGAAGAAAAGGCCGGCAGGAGCCUGGCGGGGAGUAAGUAUGUGAAGCUCAAUGUGGGGGGAACUCUCCACUACACCACGGUCCAGACGCUCAGCAAGGAGGACAGUCUGCUCAGGAGUAUUUGUGAUGGGAGCACAGAGGUCACCAUAGACUCUGAGGGCUGGGUGGUGCUGGACAGAUGUGGGAGACACUUUUCCCUGGUGCUGAACUUCCUGCGGGACGGGACGGUUCCUUUGCCGGAGAGCACACGGGAGCUAGAGGAGGUAUUGAAGGAGGCGCAAUACUACAGGCUCCAGGGUCUUGUGCAGCACUGCCUCACCACAUUACAGAAACGGAGGGAUGUCUGCAGGGGAUGUCACAUUCCUAUGAUCACUUCAGCCAAAGAGGAACAGAGGAUGCUAGCCACCUGUAGGAAGGUGAGAUAACAGAACGGAAUAUUUAUUUCCC